Molecule: messenger RNA, 963 nt
Organism: Hymenoscyphus albidus
Lineage: Eukaryota; Fungi; Ascomycota; Leotiomycetes; Helotiales; Helotiaceae
Source: the annotation of a GenBank genome assembly
AUGGCUCUAACCUACGAUCCUGAGUAUUUCAAGGUAUUGGAGCCGAUGCUCCCGAUCUUGGCGAAUCAGCCGGUCCUCGCAGUACACGAUAUUAAAGGUCGGCGUGAGCGAUUGAAGGCCUUUUUCGACAACUCCAAUAUUCCCCAAGCCCAAGGCGUAUCCAUUCAAAAGUUGACGAUAAAGUCCUACGACGGAGCAGACAUUGACGUUUUCCACAUCGCCCCAGAAAAGUCAAACUUGUCCGGAAAAGCGACGGCGGCUUACCUUCACGCGCAUGGAGGCGGUUUUAUAUCUGGCAGCGCCCAAAUGUUCUCCAUUGCUGUUGCGCUCACGGUAGCCACGACUCAGAUUCCUUUCUUCUCCAUCGAGUACCGCAAGGCACCAGAAUAUACGCACCCUACGGCUGCCGAGGACAUUUACGCUGCCCUUGAAUGGCUUCAGAAGAAUGCAGCUACGUUCAAUAUCGAUCCUGCUAGAAUUGGCAUUACUGGAGAGUCCGCGGGAGGUGGCCUCGCUGCUGCGGUGGCCAUAAUGACCCGCGACCGAAAGCUGAGCCCUCCACUCGCCAAACAAGUGCUCAUCUAUCCGAUGCUCGACGACCGAAAUCUGAAGCCAAUUGAUGGCUUGGACAAUCUUGCGUUCUGGAACGCUGCUGAUAAUGUCACGGGCUGGACGGCAUUAUUAAGUGACCAGGUAGCCGGUGAGGAAGGAGUCUCGGAAUAUGCUUCACCAGCACGCGUUGCCAUCGUGCAGGGUUUGCCAUCGCUAUAUGUUGAUGUGGGUGGACUAGACAUUCUCAAGGCUGAAGUUCUGGAAUAUGCGUUACGAUUCGCAAAAGCUGGUAUUAGUACGGAGUGUCACCUUUACCCUGGCCUCCCGCAUGGUUGGGAGGCUGUUGCACCACAGAUUUCGGCCACAAUCAAAGCAACUGAAAAUCGCUUGCGGGCAUAUUCUAGUAUUUGA